CCCACGGGAGGAGGACGCAAAUUUGACUGAUAUGUACAAGUAAUUAAAACAUAAAAAAUUUUAAAUAAGUCAAAAUGAAGCUAACAAUAUGUUUAUUAAAUAUAGUUAUAGUGAGUACAGUGAACGCGUACGUACAGAUGGUGGUCCCGGAUGGCAAAAAUGUAUUUGAUUUGGAUCUCUACGAGGGGGUCCUGGAUCCGGAAUUGUGUUCGGAGCAGAUGAGGAUAGUGUCCAACCAUUCGGAGCUUCUGAGUCAGUUUUUGGAUUCUGGCAUCCGAACUCCCAGAGGCAUCCUGAAAGGUAACCUUGUUGACAUGGGAAACUACCACCAAUGUCUGGAGAUAAAUGAAAUGGUACAAAACAGACAAAUAGAAGGAAAGUACUGUACAAUAUCAGUACCAUUAGACCAACAUAUAGACUGGCCUUCUUUCCCGGAUUGGGAGAUUCCUUGGCCUAAUAUAACUCUGCCUGAAAAUACAACAUGGCCUGAACUCCCGUGGCCCGAAAUAAGUUCAGUGAGCAGUCGGCUAAGUGAGCACACUAUUGAGCAGAUUAAGAAAUAUAAAAUACUGAGGACUGAGUUCCAAAUGAUGGCUGCGAUUUCGCCUAGGUCAGGCGAGGGAACGACGUCUGGUAUGGAAUUCAACUUAGCCUUAUGUGUACCAAAGGCUUGCACCUCUCGAGAUGCUAUAAACUUGGUUGGAAUUACAGACGAAAUCGGUUUGAAGUACGAAGAAAAUUUCUGUCGACUGCCCAAAGACAAGAAAUGGGUUGCUGGGGACUACACGGCUAUUGUAAUAUUUUCGUUACUCGGCAUUCUAACCCUCGUCAGUACCGGUUACGACAUUCGCCAAACAAUCGUACUUCAACGAGAUCCAAAAUCAGUGAACAAGCUAUACCAGUCGUUCUCCGUGUACACGAACACACGAAGACUGCUGACGUUCGCGCCUGUGCCGGGAGCCAUCGAGUGUCUGGACGGGGUGCGCGCGUUCGCUAUGAUAUGGGUCAUCAUCGGACACACCUUCGUCAACCAGAUCUCCGGGCUGCACAUGGCUAACCCCAUCGAUUCUUUGAAUUGGAUCAUAUCUUUCAAAUCACUAUGGAUCACGUCUGGCCCUAUCACCGUAGACACAUUUUUCAUGAUCAGCGGUCUCCUCGUUGUGUACUCCACAGCAGGCAAGAUGACAAGAACAAAAUUCGUAAAGAACGUGCACUUGUUCUAUCUAAACCGGCUGCUGCGCCUGUUCCCGGUGCUCGCGGCCGUGAUCCUGCUGCAGGUGUCUCUAUUUAGCCGCAUGACGGACGGGCCCUACUGGCAGGAGGUCGCUCGGCACACGCACAACUGCCGCGUGUAUUGGUGGAGCACCCUGCUCUAUUUCCAGAACUUCUACAACCCUGGCAGUAUGUGCCUCCCUCACUCGUGGUACUUGGCUAUAGACUUCCACAUGUUCCUCCUCUCCCCCCUGAUUCUGUUCUGGGUGGUCAGUGGCAGAAAGAGGGCCGCAUGGGUUGCCAUCCUCACCGGGCUCUUGGCUUUUCUCAUUGGAUCUAGCAUCUACAACUUCGUGAAAAAUUUCCCAUCAGCGUCCAUUACCUUGGCCCGGCCGCAGGACCAGCCUGCCUAUCUACAAUACUACUACGUGAACACGCUGACAAGAGGCUCUCCAUUCUUCGUGGGAAUGAUCUAUGGAUAUAUGCUUCAUAUGUACCGGGGGCAGAAACUGACUAUUUCUAGAGUGAGCGCCUGCAUGUUGUGGGUCUUGGCGCUGGCCAUCAUCGUGGGUAUAGUCUGCAUCACCAACCUCGUCGUGCAGGCGGACUGGGACAACCAGCUCGCCGAUAACCUCAUCAACUCCUACAUGAGGCCGAUCUGGGCUCUAGCCGUUGGGUGGAUUGUGUUUGCUUGUUCUAAAGGAUACGGAGGUCCUGUGAACUGGGUGCUAUGCCUAGGGAUGUGGAAGCUGCUGGGGCGGCUGUCCUAUGCGAUGUACAUCAUCCACUAUCCGCUGAUCUUCGUCGUCAAUGGCACGUACGUCGCGCCGCUUCACUUCUCGGUUGAAUUCUCUCUCCACAAGUUCUGCACAGACUUCGCUAUCGCGGUGUUCUCCGCGUUCGUGGUGACCCUGCUGGUGGACUCCCCGUGCUCCACGCUCAUCAAGAUGGCCAUCGGCGGAGGUCCAAAAAGACCGCCACCAGUGAAGCAGCCUGAAGACCGGUCGGAUGUCAAAAAUAGAGACAUCGAUAUUAUCAUAAGUUCAACUCCAGAAGCUUCGAAUAAAGCAGCUUUAUAGUCGAAUUAUAA
Molecule: messenger RNA, 2302 nt
Organism: Plodia interpunctella (Indianmeal moth)
Lineage: Eukaryota; Metazoa; Arthropoda; Insecta; Lepidoptera; Pyralidae
Product: O-acyltransferase like protein-like
Exons: 14
Coding region: 75-2291 (738 amino acids)
Molecular function (GO): acyltransferase activity, transferring groups other than amino-acyl groups
Source: RefSeq, a predicted model, not a curated record